This is a messenger RNA of Humulus lupulus (European hop), 1602 nucleotides long. RefSeq lists its product as uncharacterized. The record is from RefSeq and is a predicted model, not a curated record. The transcript has 5 exons. Lineage: Eukaryota; Viridiplantae; Streptophyta; Magnoliopsida; Rosales; Cannabaceae. The coding region runs from base 1 to 1602 and encodes 533 amino acids.
AUGGGCAACUUAUAUUCGAGUUUAUUUUCUGGUUGGUGUUUCACUACUAAUAAUCCUUGGAUAGACAAAGGAAGAAUAAUAGUAGCUUGGAAUCCGAAUAUGUAUACUGUUGAUAUUAGAAGCUGUUCUAGUCAAUUCAUUCACUGUUCUGCUCGAGCCACUCACAUGACAGGAAUUUUUUUCAUUACCUUUGUAUAUGGAUUUAAUGAUGGAAAAUUGAGGGAGAAAUUGUGGUUGGAUAUUCAGGCAUUAGCUAUGAAGAUAAAGGAGGCUUGGAUUAUCUUGGGGGACUAUAAUGAAAUCUUGCAUCAGAAUGAGAGAGCUGGAAAGAAGACUAUUCUAAAACCUUCCUUGAGCCUCAGAGAUUGCAUGACUCACUGUCAAAUGGAAGAUUUGAAGUUUUCUGGGUGUUUUUAUACAUGGACAAACAAACAAAGGCCUGAGGAUCGUAUCUUUGAUCAUAGUCCCAUUCUUAUUUCAUUCUAUUUGGAUGUGGAAAUUGGGAAACAACCAUUCAUGUAUUUUAGAAUGUGGAAGGAGGCUCCUUCAUAUGCAAUUAAGCUGUGCAACCUCUGGAAACAACCAGUUUCGGGUACUGAAAUGUAUAAAGUUGUCCUGAAGUUAAAAAGGCUUAAACAGAAAGCCAAAGCCACUUGGGUGAUGAAUGGGGAUGAAAACACUGCUAUUUUCCAUGCUUCGUUGAAAGUUAGAAGGCUUCAAAAUCGCAUCUACUCUAUACAAUCUGAGCAAGGUAACUGGGUGGAUACAGCAGAUGGGGUACAGAGAGCUUUUCUAGAUUAUUAUCAGAAUUUAUUGGGAACUCAAAUGCCAAGUAGAAGGAAGGUUUCACAGGCCAUUGUUGAUUUAGGUCCUGGAAUUUCCGAGGAACACUCUAGGUUGUUGUCUAUUCCGUUUACCGCACAGGAAGUUAAAGAGGCAUUAUUCUCCAUUUCAGGUCUAAAGGCUCCUGGUCCUGAUGGAUAUUGUAGUUUUUUUUAUCAAGAUAACUGGGAAUUAGUAGGUCCUGAGGUGUGUGCAGUUGUUCUAGAUUUCCUAACCACAGGGAAAUUACUUAAAGAAAUUAAUGCUACAACCAUCACCCUCAUUCCAAAAACCAAAUGCCCUGCCAAAGUGAGUGAUUUCAGACAAAUUUCCUGUUGUAAUGUGCUGUAUAAAAUUGCCUCGAAAAUGAUAUGUGCAAGGUUGAGAAGGGUAUUACCAGAUUUGAUUGCAGAAAACCAAGGAGGAUUUGUUCAUGGGAGGUACAUAGGCCACAGCAUCAUGAUCUGUCAAGACCUUGUGCAACACUAUGGAAGGAAAGUCAGUAAGCCAAGUUGUUUGCUUAAAGUUGAUCUGCAAAAGGCAUAUGACACAAUAGAGUGGGAUUUCAUAGAGGAAAUGCUUGCUGCUUUCAACAAAAAGAGGAAUAAGGCAAGGAGAUCCAAUGUCUCCAUUACUGUUUGUAUUAGUGGUAUGGCAGAGUCUGAGGUUAAUCGAAUCAUAGUAGCUUCAGGAUUUGCUAGGAGCCAGUUACCAUUCAGAUAUCUUGGUAUCCAAUCUGCUCUAAGAGAAUUUCAUCAGUGGAAUGUGGCCUUAUUUUAG